This is a messenger RNA of Salvelinus fontinalis (brook trout), 5796 nucleotides long. It is a transcript of the gene ajm1, whose product is annotated as apical junction component 1 homolog. Lineage: Eukaryota; Metazoa; Chordata; Actinopteri; Salmoniformes; Salmonidae. Gene Ontology annotation, biological process: cell-cell junction organization. Gene Ontology annotation, cellular component: plasma membrane; apical junction complex. The transcript has 2 exons. The record is from RefSeq and is a predicted model, not a curated record. Bases 412 to 3711 code for a protein of 1099 amino acids.
UAGCCUAGCGUGUAGUCUGCUGUGGUCGCUCUCUCUUGCUCUCUCUCUCUCUCUCUCUUUUGCACACACACACACACACACACACACGAAUCGGCACGCCCCUUUUAAAUGCAUAUUAGACGCAUUGGAAGCCCCGGGUGCAGGUAGUGUGUAGUCAGUCAUCCAACGUAGGCUAGAUGGUGCAGAGCAUACGCAGAAAUCCACUAGCAGUUGGGAAAGAAGGAAGAGUAGUACAUGGUUCAUCGAUAAGGCGGAUUACAGUUCUACCUCUAAAGAUGCUCGAUGUCGUCAUUGUGUAGCAGCAUUGCAUCCCUGUCAAAAAUGGACAAGCAUUCGCUUGGAAUAUGGACUAAAGCGGGAACGUCAACCUUAAAUCAACUUGAUGGGGAAAACUAGGAGAGUCCCUUUAAGAUGACACGCACAGACCCGCCUGACAUACUGGUAUCGACUGUGUAUAAAGAUAUAAAAGUGUUCCCUGUUUCUUCGCACUCCAAGUCCUCCCAACCCCCCGAACAAUGUGAUUCCCCAAACCGAAGCACACUGGACAACAAUCAGGAUAACAAGAGGCACUGCCGUACCUUUGACUACAAGUCACUGGAGUACCCCAAACACCACACAUUCUCAAUGGAGCACCCUUACAGGAGGGCUGACAGACAUGCUGCUAACCCAGACGUGGCCUGGAAUGCCUUGGGCCGCCAGCAGGGAUACCGCUUUUCUGCACCGGACAUUUUCAACCACAGACUGACCCCUCAGCCAUUGGUCUCAGACAUGGCUAGUGAGGUGGUUGUUCCAGUGCAAAGGAAAAGGACCAGGUCAAAAAGUGCCCCCAGAGUCCAAACUAACCUUACCCCUGUGUCCUUUGAGGAGUCCCCUUCCAUGGGGAGGAGGGGUAGGGAGGCCCGGAGGGCACCUAGGGAUCCUAACUGGAGACCAGAGGUGUCACCACGUAGGGAGUGCUCUUACGCAGCAACCAGGGCACUAAUGCAUGAGGUGCAUCCCAUCAAGCUCCAGCCACAGAGGAGUGAUGCUAGCCGAUAUUCACCCCUCUAUGUUGCUGACCAUGUAGAAGAGGGAGGGCAGGACAAGCCAGCCACCAGCCCUCACGUCAGGUGUCGGGUGGACAUCAAACCAGAUGUGGCUGUCUUGCAAAAUGCUGGACGGAAGCCUGCUACACCCAGAGUUGACAUACCUUGGCAGAGGUACCCUAGUGGAGGAAGCAGGAGCCUGACAGUACCUCGCCAUUUCACCUUCUCAAGGACCUCAACUCCCACUGACUCUUUUGGUGGUGAGUAUGGGCAGGCAUACCAGUAUUCCCGCAGCAUGCCAAAUAGUUACAUUCAGCCCAUGGAGAUGCCUCUGCAAAGAAUGCCUUCCCCAGGUGAUUACUAUGGCAGGGAACGCAGGGCUCAUUCCAGCCCCAAUGUGCCAACAAAAUUAUUUUAUGCAGACGACCCUGGGAGGUAUGUGGCCACAGCCCCUCCCCAACCAAGGACUUACUAUCAGGAUGAUCGCUAUAGUAUGCCAAGCCAAAACCUCACUCCCAAAAUGCAGUAUGUACAGGAUCCAAGGACCCGCGUGGUGCAUACUGUACCAGCCCGAUCCUAUUACACAGAGGUAGAGCCUUACCCAUACCCAGUUCAAGCUGCAUAUCCGAAAGCCUAUGCAGCAAGUGAACCAGGGCCAUAUAUCAUUCAGACCCCGCCUGCAAGAACGUUCUAUGGAGAUGAUCUAAGGACUUAUCAAAUUCAGUCUGUUCCCCCGCGGAUAUAUUACGCAAAUGAAAUGUAUACACCUUCACAGGAGCAUCACAUUCCAGCAAGGGCAUAUUAUACAGAGGGGCGUCGACAUGCGCGAGUCGUCCAGUCUCAACCAGAUGACUGGUACGGCUCUGAGGUGUCUGGUUAUUCCACCCAUCACCCUGCCUCGUAUGGCUCUCAGGUCACCCCGACCAGAGCUGUAAGGCAAGAGCCAGCGCUAACACCAUGGUAUGCUAACCCAUGCAUUGAGCCGCCACGAAUCGGCACCGAUUCCAAACCUUACUCGAGGUCUUGGGAUAAUAUCCUCAACUCCCGUGUGGAGAGGGAGCAGCCUAUUCCAGUUCAGCGGGGUCGGAGUUAUGAGAAUCUUAUUGCCCAAGCAAAGCGCACUGCGUCCGAAGAUGACAGACCACAGCCAGUAGUUGUCAACCUUUCCAGUUCACCGAGACGUUAUGCAGCCUUGUCUUUGUCUGAUAACUCUCUAAUUGACAAAAGCCCAACAUCAGAGUCAGGGAAGACCACCUCUAGUAAGCUCUGGUUCGUCGCCCCUGAGAUCACCAUCACUGAUAAUGACAUUCGACCAGGCAACCUUAACAAAUUCGAGGCACGAAGAGCCAGCUGGGAUGUGCUGCACUCUAAAAGUGCUGUGGUUCCAGAAGCUUCUCAGCCAGACACUAUGUCCUGCUCUGUGGAUUCUACCAAAGAAAAGACGCACAACAGCGCCUCUCUACAGCAAAGCCUGGAGCAACUUGAUGAGCUUCUAGCUGAUCUUGUUACUGACUACAAACCCCCUGCCACUAGGAGGCCAAGCGAGGAUUUGCUGGACCAACUCAAGAAGCUGAUCGAUGAAGAAGAAGCAGCAUCUCUGUCCAGAAAGGGUUCAAAGGCAGGGUCAGAGGAACCACCCCUGGACAAGCAACCCACCUCUAUAAGAAUGAACCCUGACGCCCUUCGAGAUAUGGACUGCAGCAGUGAUGCCCUGAGGAGUGCAGACGAGUGCUCCCCAGACCAGAGCCCAGACGAGGACGACAGCAUGAUGUGCUCAAACAACAAAUGCCGACGGACAGAGACCCUGUUCAAUGCUUGCCUCUACUUCAAAUCCUGCCACAGCUGCUACACUUACUACUGCUCCCGCAACUGCCGCAGGGAGGACUGGGACAUUCACAAAGAGAGUUGCCUGUAUGGCCGAAUCGGCAGCGUGUGCCGCCAUAUCAUCAAGCACUGCCGGGAGACUGUCGAGGUCCACAAAGCCUUCUCGCGCAUUGCCAAAGUUGGCUUCCUUUCCCGGGGAAGGGGUGUGCUCUUCCUGGGAUUCCCAAACCCAGGGCUGUCCGGUAACUUCCUACAGUACGGCCUGGAGAGCCUCCAGAUGUCCCCGACUUAUUUGUCUCUACGGGAGCUGGAAGGCUUCAAGGACAACCUGGGGGAGUAUUGCAAGGAGCUCCAGGAGGCAGGCAAGGACUAUGACCCAAACGAAUGUUUCCUCUUGAAUGUAUCCAUUGCCGUCGGCGAACAAAUGCCUGACGGACCUUCACCAAGGAAUCAAGCCCCAACUGUCAGGAAAUAUGCCAAGGUGGCGCUCGCUUCCUACAGCCCGGAGAAGAGUAAGGUUCACAAGAAAGAGAGGGAUAUGGAGACGUUGAUCCUCACGCCACCCCCUGGAAUGGCUGACAUCGACAAUGAGGGAGAGGAGGGCAGGAAGGCCAGGGAGAUCUGCUUCAUCAACAUCCAGCGGGAGCUGCGAAUUCGAGGAGUUUUUCUACGCCACGAAUAUCCAAAGGUAUACCAGCAGCUCUGCGAGUUUGUGGAAAGUAACAGGAGGUUCACCCCCACAACCAUCUACCCCAUUGACAAGAGGACUGGUAAGCAGUUCAUGUGCAUGAUCAUGGCUGCUUCUGAGCCCAGAACACUGGACUGGGUAGGCACCCCCCAUCUCCUCGAUGACAUUAUUUAAGUGCACCUUUGGUUGUACAUAUAUAUGUAUAGAAAUACAUAUAUAUUGUUAUACAUAUCUAUAUAUCAAGCCUAUUUAUUAUAAAUGUUUGUAGAUAUGUAUUUUACUAUUGAAAAGAGAUAUAUUCAUGUCUGUGUGGUCAGUAUUAUUCAUUCUUGGAAUAUUGCCUGUCAGAUGCGGAUAUGAGUACAAUAGGCUCCAUUAUUUAUUUAUUUUCAUCUUUGAACUUAAUUCACCAUUUAGUAAAUGUAUUCACAACAUUAAUCAUUUAUUGGUGCCAGGUCAUUUUCUAUUCCAUUAUUCUGCAUUAUUUUUGGGGGGUAGGAUUUUUGGUAGUAAAACUUUUUUUUGUAUUAAUUAAACAUUUCUAAAUGCAUUAUUUGAGGCUGAGUAAAAAGUGACUAAGUAGAACAUGACUAUUUUUCAUAUCUGAUUGAAGUGGCAUAUAACGCAGAACAUUUUAAAACAUGUAUUAUUUUCUUAGCUCAAAUACUUUCUAUGCAAAGGAACAUGCUUAAUGGGAUCAUUUCCACAUUCUAGUAAAACUGUUAUUUGCGCUUGAUAAAAGGAUACAGAAAUACUAUUUAUAUUAUAUUAUACAAUAUUAUAUUAUAUUAUCCAGUAUCCACAGGACAUAACUAUCCUUCUUUUAGAAUUUCACAUAUUUUAUUAAACUCUAACAAAAAUAAACAGUUUUUGAUGUAAUUGAAAUUAAUGAGAUUAACAAAAUACAAUACUUUGGGUAGAUUUAAACGAGUUCCUCAGAAUGCUCAGAAAGACACUGUUUAAUGAAAAAAAAGGAAAGCUGUGCUAAUCUAAUCCUCCUAGAAAGGGGUUUCAAAGUCUCACUGCUUAGAUUGGUAGUGCUGUAAAUUGUUACCUUAUUCCUGAAAGUGGUUUUAUUGACGUGAGUUUCAAUAUAAUUAAUUCAAUGGUGCUUUAAUGUAUGCUUGGUAGAAUUACUGGAGCAAUAACGGACUUGAAGAUAAACAUAAAAUGAUUGAUAUGGUACCAGUCGUGUGUUAUACACAAUAGGUGUUGGCUUGUACUGUUCAAUUUGAAACACUGUGAAUAGUAAAAGAAGUCAUUCAUCAACUUUAGACAUGGUUGGUACCGUGGAAUCAUGCAAUCUCACAUAAGCUAGUUUAUAAAUUGCUAUUUUUACAUAAUUUACAGAACAUAAUAUAUAUGAAUUAGCGAGCGAGAUUUGCUACAGUUAUUGUCCUUAGAAAAAAGGUGAGCCAGGUUUGGCAACAGUAGCUGUAUGGUACGUAAAGUUUAAAUGCUUGAAGAGGUUAGUUGUGUAUUUGUGCUGCACUAGGUUGAUUAUGUGUGUGAUAUUUUUUGUAUGAGAAUGAGAACCUUCAAAAAGAAAAUGGGAUAUGAACAGCUAUGUUGUCUCAUAAUUAUACUUGUAUUUAGCCUUAGUUUGCAGAUUAAAAUAUCGAACAAAACCUCAGUAUCCAGGAAAUGUUACAAAGAGAACAUUUAUCUAAAAUGUUAUUUUAGACAGAUCUCUUUGACAAGGGACUCACAUACAUAUAUAUUGUUUCUGGGUGAAAUUGACCAUUUUUCAUUACUCUAUGAAUUCUACAGUUUAUUUUAAACCAAUGUUCAGUAUCUACUGCUCUUUUGAGCUCAAUUAUCUGUCAGCAGCAGGUUUACAUAGAGUUCAUUCAUAUCACAGCUCAACACUUUCUGAGGAAGGACUAUUGUUUAGAGCCUGUAGCACAUAUUUCAGAAAUACUUGUUUGGCUGACUGGAUGUGUACAGAUGCAAUGAGAAGUAACUGACUGCAUGUAAUUGUAUUUCUUCCCCCAGCUUUAUCAUAACCUCAACGAUGACGCAAUACAAUAACCUGCUUGAUGAUUUGAUAUGUAAACAUGGUUGAGAACUAUUAUACUAUAGAAAAAAAUAUUGAUAUUUUUUAUUGUGUCAGCCAUUCAAGUUAAAACAAGGAAAUAAAGAGACCUCAAAAUAAAAAUGUUUAGAAAAUGUUGUUUGUUGUAUUUUUUCUACUUUCAUCAUAUGUAUCUGAGUAUGUGAUAUUUAUAAACAUAUCUAAUAAAUGGAAUGGGAACACUG